AAGCGUUCCUUGGUUACCUGGCCGUCGGAUCCUGGAUGGCGUCAGGUAAAGAUGGUGGUCACUGGGUCUCAGGUAACUAUGGAGAAAGAGCUUCGGAGCAUCAUUCUUUUCAAUGCGUCCAAAAAGGAGCUCUUUACCACCAACAGUGGUUACAAAUCCAUGCAGAAAAGACUUCGAAGUAAUUGGAAGAUUCAAAGCUUAAAAGAGGAAAUCACAUCUGAGAAGCUAAUUGGGGUGAAACUAUGGAUUACAGCUGGGCCAAGGGAAAAAUUUACUGCAGCUGAGUUUGAAGUCUUGAAGCAGUAUCUUGAUGGUGGUGGAGAUAUCCUCGUGAUGCUAGGAGAAGGUGGAGAAUCCAGAUUUGAUACCAAUAUUAACUUUCUACUAGAAGAAUAUGGAAUCAUGGUUAAUAAUGAUGCUGUGGUUAGAAAUGUAUAUUACAAGUAUUUUCAUCCUAAAGAAGCCCUAGUUUCCAAUGGAGUCUUGAACAGGGAAAUUAGCCGAGCAGCAGGGAAAGCCGUGCCUGGGACCAUUGAUGAGGAGAACAGCGGGAACAAUGCCCAAGCUCUCACCUUCGUCUACCCCUUUGGUGCCACACUGAGUGUCAUGAAACCAGCAGUGGCUGUUCUGUCCACAGGCUCUGUCUGCUUCCCACUGAACAGACCCAUCCUGGCUUUCUAUUGCUCUAAGAACCAAGGUGGGAAGCUGGCAGUUGUUGGUUCAUGCCACAUGUUCAGUGACCAAUAUUUGGAUAAAGAAGAAAACAGCAAAAUCAUGGAUGUUGUUUUCCAGUGGCUCACAACAGGAGACAUCCACCUAAACCAGAUUGAUGCCGAGGACCCCGAGAUUUCUGACUACAUGAUGCUGCCCGAUACAGCCACCCUGUCAGAGCGACUUCGAGUGUGUCUGCAGGAGGGUGACGAGAACCCGCGGGACUUCACCACCCUCUUCGACCUGUCCAUAUAUCAGCUGGAUACCACGUCCCUCCCCCAGGUCAUCAAGGCUCAUGAACAGCUAAAUGUGAAACACGAACCUCUGCAGCUCAUCCAACCGCAGUUUGAAACACCGCUGCCAGCCCUGCAGCCGGCUGUUUUCCCUCCUAGUUUUAGGGAACUACCACCUCCUCCUCUGGAGCUGUUUGACUUAGAUGAGACAUUCUCCUCUGAGAAGGCCCGACUUGCUCAGAUUACCAAUAAGUGUACCGAGGAAGACCUAGAAUUCUAUGUCCGGAAGUGUGGUGACAUUCUUGGAGUGACCAAUAAACUACCAAAAGACCAACAAGAUGCCAAACACAUCCUCGAACACAUCUUCUUUCAAGUGGUGGAGUUCAAGAAGUUGAACCAGGAACAUGACAUUGACACAAGUGAAGCAGCAUUCCAGAGCAACUGCUGA
This is a messenger RNA of Chrysochloris asiatica (Cape golden mole), 1392 nucleotides long. RefSeq names its product intraflagellar transport 52 homolog (Chlamydomonas) (gene IFT52). Bases 52 to 1392 code for a protein of 446 amino acids. The record is from RefSeq and is a predicted model, not a curated record. Gene Ontology annotation, cellular component: centriole; cilium; intraciliary transport particle B. Lineage: Eukaryota; Metazoa; Chordata; Mammalia; Afrosoricida; Chrysochloridae. Gene Ontology annotation, biological process: cilium assembly; intraciliary transport. The transcript has 14 exons.